This is a messenger RNA of Ailuropoda melanoleuca (giant panda), 6129 nucleotides long. It is a transcript of the gene FAM120C, whose product is annotated as family with sequence similarity 120 member C. The record is from RefSeq and is a predicted model, not a curated record. Gene Ontology annotation, cellular component: nucleus. The transcript has 17 exons. Bases 364 to 3612 code for a protein of 1082 amino acids. NCBI's taxonomy places the organism in Eukaryota, Metazoa, Chordata, Mammalia, Carnivora, Ursidae.
CUGUACCAUAGAGAAGACGAGGCAACAUGGCUCCCGGAGGUGGAAGGAAGAGGAUUCACCCCUUUUGAAGCGGUGAAGAGCGGCCGGGGGGGGGGUAAAGAGAAGUCACUAGAGCCCGUCAUCGCUUUUAUCCUCCCAGCCUCUCCUGAGUCCGGUCGGCCUCACUCCUUCUCCCCACCCAAAUCCAAUCUGUGGUCUCCACCCCGCCCUCAUCCCCUCGCUCGCUCACCCCUCCCCUCGGGAAUCCUUUUCCCGCCCCCUCGCCCCCCCGCGGAGUGCGCACGCGCUCGCCCCCAGCUUCGCGCCCAGAUCGCCGCCUAACCUGCUCGCGCAGCCGCCGUCUCGUCUGCCCACCGACGAAGCAUGGGCGUCCAGGGCUUCCAAGAGUUCCUGGAGAAGCGCUGUCCCGGGGCUGUGGUGCCCGUGGACCUUCUCAAACUCGCGCGCACGGUCUCGCGCCAGCAGCAACAGCACCAGCAUCGUCAGCUGCCGCCUGCGGCAGCGCUAGCGCCCGGGGCUCCACGCGCCGCCAGGGGCUCCGCGCCUCUGCAACCGCCGCUCCCGCCCGCUGCCUUAGGUGCCUACUCCGGGGGCGCGGGGCCUCGGCACCAUCACCCCGCUCACCACUUCCAUCACCACGGCCAGGCGCACCCUGGGCUGCACCCGCCGCCGCCGCCGCCCCCUCCGCUGCCCGGGGCCCGGGUGCUUGUGGACGCGGGCUCGGCGCUUCCGCGGCUUUAUGGUGGCUACCAGACGGAUUGGGUGUGUGGCGGCCAAUGGAACGCCAUGCUGGGCUACUUGUCAGCGCUAUGCCAGGCUUGUGCCUAUCCCGGCGGCGACGGCCUGGAGCUGGUGGUCAUGUUCCCCGGGGGCCUGGGAAAGGACCGGCUGGCCGAGUGGGGCCGUCGGUGCCAGGCCGAGCGGCAGACAGCGCAACUGAUCGUGGGACACGUGGGCAACAAGGGCACCCCUCCUCCACGGGCCUGGUUCCUGCCACCGGCCUGCCUGAGCCACUGCGUGAGGCUAGCACUCAUCCGCUUCCGGGUCAAGGUCUUUCAGAGCCUUGAAGACCACCAUUUGGAAGUGGUGGCUUUUUUCAGGGAAAAUGGCUUCCAUGGCCUUCUUGCUCAUGAUUCCGAAUAUGCUCUCUACAAUAUUCCUUCUUACUACAGUUCCCAUGCUCUGAAGCUGAGCUGGAAUGGGAAGAAUCUCACUACCAAUCAGUUCCUGAUGCAGGAGGUAGCCAAGCAGCUGGGCUUGAAGCGGAUGAAUUUUCCCAUAUUUGCUGCGUUGCUAGGUAACCACAUUCUCCCAGAUGAGGACCUGGCUGCUUUUCACUGGAGCCUCUUGGGACCAGAACAUCCCCUUGCAUCACUUAAGGUCCGAGCUCAUCAGCUGGUUCUUCCUCCCUGUGAUGUGGUGAUCAAGGCUGUUUCUGAGUAUGUUAGUUCCAUCAAAGACCCCUCAAACCUGGAUGUGGUUGGAAAGGAUGUUUUCAAACAGUCUCAGUCCAGGACAGAAGAUAAAAUAGAGCGAUUCAAGAAAGCAGUCGAAUACUAUUCAGUCACAACCAAACUCUCUUCGCUGCCAGUGGGUCCCUCCUCCUUUCUAGGUUUUCGGAAUAAUCGGCUUGGAAACCCUCCCCUUCCACGAAAUCAGAUGGGCACUAUCUCUGCUGGAAAGCCAAUGUUUUCUCACCAUGUGCCCCAGAAAAUGAAAUAUCCACCACCAUUCCCAGUGGGACACAACUCCUCUCUUCUCUUCUCUCCCCAUGCUUUGGGGGAAUCCCAUGCUUUUUCUGAGGAUCCCAUGCUGCAGGACAGCCCCUUUGCCAAUUGGGCUGUCUCUUAUGACUCCUCUGCAUCCCAGUUUCCCAAUUACCUGACUCCCAAAGCUUCACCUCCUUUGGGACCAGACUCUUCUCACUCCUCUUCCUCUGAUGGUGAUGAACCAAAUGGAACCAGCUCUGAUCACAUCACAGAAACACUUCAGCAGCAGCAGCCUGGAUGGGAGGAUCCAAGUGGUGACAGAGGGUCCUGGGUACAGCCCAUCGAUGCUGGAGUUGCAGAUACCAACCUGGGUGAUGGAGAGCCCCACAUCCCAUCCCUGCUGUCUAUGUCUACAAGGAACCAUAUGGACAUCACCAUUCCACCCUUACCUCCAGUAGCUCCCGAAGUCUUGCGGGUUGCUGAACACAGACACCGAAGGGGUCUUAUGUACCCAUAUAUCUAUCAUGUCCUCACUAAGGGUGAGAUUAAGAUCCCCGUAUGUAUUGAGGAUGAGUGUAACAUGGAGUUGCCUCCAGCUGCUCUCCUGUUCCGGUCAGCACGUCAAUAUGUUUAUGGGGUCCUUUUCAGUCUGGCAGAAACACAGCGGAAAAUGGAACGCCUGGCCAUACGGCGGCGGCUACCUGUGGAAGUUCCUUCAGUGAUCCUCAAAGAGUGGUCUGCCUAUAAAGGGAAGUCACCUCAAACCCCUGAGCUGGUGUCUGCACUGACAUUUCGGGAAUGGACUUGCCCAAACCUCAAGAAGCUCUGGCUAGGCAAAGCAGUCGAGGACAAGAACAGAAGGAUGCGGGCCUUCCUGGCCUGUAUGAAGUCAGAUACACCCAGUAUGCUCAAUCCAGCUAAUGUCCCAACCCAUCUGCUGCUCAUGUGCUGUGUACUCCGGUACAUGGUUCAGUGGCCCGGUGGCCGAAUCCUGCAUCGCCAUGAGCUCGACACUUUCCUUGCCCAGGCAGUAUCUACCCAGCUUUAUGAACCAGAUCAACUUCAAGAACUCAAGAUAGAGAAACUGGAUGCCCGAGGGAUCCAGCUUGCUGCCCUCUUCAUGAGCGGGGUCGACACAGCUCUGUUUGCUAAUGAUGCCUGUGGCCAGCCAGUCCCGUGGGAGCACUGCUGCCCCUGGAUUUACUUCGAUGGCAAGCUGUUCCAGAGCAAGUUAAUUAAAGCAGGCCGAGAGCGAGUAUCCCUGGUUGAGCUCUGUGAUGGCCAGGCUGACCUGGCAACCAAAGUGGAAAAGAUGAGACAGAGUAUCCUUGAAGGAGUCAACAUGAACCAUCCACCACCUUCUGCUCUACUUCCAUCACCUACUUUUGUGCCUCCCAUGGUGCCCUCUCUGUACCCUGUUUCACUUUAUUCUCGAGCCAUGGGCUCAAUGCCACCUCCCCCUCAAGGACGGAGCCGGGGAUUUGCAGGUCUCCAUCCAAUCCCACCCCAAGGAGGAAAACUGGAGAUUGCUGGGAUGGUUGUGGGCCAGUGGGCUGGCAGCAGGUCCUCCAGGGGCCGAGGCUCUUUUGGCAUGCAAGUUGUUUCUGUCGGUGGGCCAGGAAAAGGGCAUGGAAAAGAACAGACUGGUAGAGGAUCCAAAGGACAUAAAAAAGGAACCAAACAAGGCACUUCAGAUGGCGUUUCUAAAUCCCUGGAGCCUCAUCAGGGUUGGUCCCACUCACAGCUCCUCCCAUUAAGAGAUGGCAUCUGUUUCUCCACCCUUCGAAUCUGGAGUAGUGUUUUGUUUUGGCCAAUAGACUGUUGCAGAAGUGAUGAUUAUGCCAGUUCCAAGCCUCAGCUGGAUGCUUCUGCUCACUCUCUUGAACCGCUGGAACUACCAUGAGAACAAGCCUGGGCUAGCCUUCUGGAGGGUGAGAUCCAGCUACCAGCUAUACCAGACAAGACCAUCCUAGACCUGUCAACCCCCAACCAACCCACCAGCAGACCACAGGUACAUGAGCCUAGCCAAGAUCAGCCAAGCCUGGUCCAGAACAGCAGAGCUAUGCUGCCAACCCGUAGAUUCAUAAGCAAUAAUAAAUGGUUUGGUUUCAAGCCACUGAGAUUGAGGAUGGUUUAUUAUGCAGCAGUUGCUAACUCCCAUAUCCAGCAAUACAGUACAAAUUAAGUUUUAUGCAGGAUCAAGUUUUGGUAGUAGGUGGGCCCUGCAGGAUAUCUAGUCUUCUGUAUUGCCUCUUGACUAUUUACUUCUUCACUUCCUUCUUUAGCCUGUCUCUCAAGAUUAGCGUUUCUCAGAGUUUCUGUUGUCAGGCAUCUUCUCACUAUUCUUUCUCCUUGGUGAGAUUCAUCCCAUCCUGUGGCCUCAACUCUUACCUUUAUAUAGAUGAUUUCCAAAUCUACCUCUAACCAAACUCUACUGAGGAGAUGCAGAGUUCAAAUGGUCUGCUGGACAAAUCCAUAUAAUACUGUCCCAGAAAAAGCAUAACUCAGUAUGUUUAAAUGUGAAGUCUUGCUACCACUCCUCCAUUGUUUCCUAUUUCUCCUCCUAACUCCAGCUUGAUUCCUCUGUCUCUGGUUAAUGUCAACACUAUCCUCACAUCACCCAGGCCAGAAACCUCAUCAUCCCAGAUUCUCCUCAUCCACCAUGUCUAAUCAUUCGGCUGCAGUGUCUUAUAGCUGUCCCUUCCUCUCCAUCUUCACGGCUCAUUCCCAUGCUUCCUUUUUCUUCUUCCUCUUCACCUCCUUUUUUCUUGCUAUCAGAGUUUGAUCAGUGGCCCAGCAAUAUUAACAUCACUUGGGGGCCUAUUAGAAUUGCAGAAUCUUGAGCCCCACCUCAGAUCUACUCAGUCAGAAUCUGCAUUUUAACAAGAUCCCUAGGUGAUUCAUAUGCAUUCUAGGGUACAAUAAAUAACUCCCCAGUUGAGUCUCAACCUGGAUAGGUAUAGGUCCUCACCAGUUUAUAACCUAUGCACCAUGUCUAUGGCACUCGAGCCUGGAUGAAUACCUGGGAAGUCUUCAAUUUUCCAUUCAUCUUUUCAUGAUUUAAUCUUUGUAAAAAGAAUAUAACAUUUAUUAGUUGUUUUUUCAAUACAGAAAUACAAAGAAAGAAACUAAAAUUGGCCUGUGCCUUGCCCAGAUAACUCCAAAUGACAUUUUCUUUUUUAAAAAGAGGAAAAUUUACCUGAAGUUAGACAAUUAAAACAAUAAAAAUGUACAAAGUGAUGACUGGAAAACCUCUAGCACCACCCCAAUCCCAACCCCUCUCAUAUAUAGCCAUUCUUGAUCAGAAUUAACCUUCUAAGAAGUAAUUAACCUUCCAGGAAAUAAGUAUAUACCUGCAUAUAUUUAUCUGUUUAUUCUUUUGUUUGAAAAGUAUAAAUUACUCCCUCUUAGUCAUCAUGAUUUUUUAUACUUAAUAUAUCUCAGAUAAUUCUUUAUGAGUAUAUACAGACUUUCAUAAUUUUUAACACUACAUAGUGUUCCAUUAGAUGGAUGAUUCCAUCAGAUCAUUUCCCUAUUGAGACUGCCUUGAUUGCUUCCAGUUUUAGCUAUUGAGGGUGGUUUUAUUAUUACAAACAAGGUCGCAAUGGUCAUCCAUGGACAUAUAUUUUGGUGACCUUCUGCAAGGAUAUCCAUAGGGUAAAUUUUCAGUGGCAAGAUUAUUAAGUGUAAUGAUUAGGAUGCUUUUGUUUGCAAGUAAAACACAACUCCAAGAGUAGGGUGAGCUAGAGCUACCCAGUUUCUUACUAUAUCCAAGUGGAUUUUUAAAUGCAAUCCCUGGACCAGCAGCCUCAGCAGCCUUUUUACAAAAGGAAAUUCUUGGUCCCUACCUCAGAUCUACAGAAUUUGAAAUUCUGGAGAUGGAGAUUAGUAAUUUGUGUUUUAACAAACUAGGUGAUUCUAAUGCACAUUAAAUGCUGAGAACCAUUGCUGUAGGCAAGGUAACUAUGAGAUGGCUGCCAGUGGCAAAGGACGCGGAGUCUCUUCCCUUAAGUUCACAAAACUUCUGGUCCAGCCUUUCAAGUGAGCAGGACUCCCAAGAUGCACCCUAAUUGGCUUGCUGAUGUUACAAAUCUUCCCUGUAGUAAUAAUGUCUGUGGCUAGAAGAACUAGGAGUAGAAUCAGUUUAUCCCAAAAUACAUGGGCUAUGAGUGGGAAGGUAGAUCAACAAAUAAAAACCUAUGAAUUGGUAGAAAGGAAAAAGUGGGGAAUGAUUGCUGUGAAUGCUCUAGCGAAGUCCACAUUCAGUCAAAGAAUAUGUGCAUGUUCUAUUUUCAUAAAUAUUGCCAAUUUGUACCUGCAAAGAGUUGCACCAACUUACGGUCUCACCAGCAGUGUAUAUCUAUUUCCUCAUAUCCUCAGUUGCUCUGCAUAUAAUCAAACUUUAAACAUUUCCCAAUAU